Molecule: messenger RNA, 381 nt
Organism: Rotaria sp. Silwood1
Lineage: Eukaryota; Metazoa; Rotifera; Eurotatoria; Philodinida; Philodinidae
Source: the annotation of a GenBank genome assembly
AUGGCUCAAUUACAAGUGAAUGUUGUUGAAGGACGAAAUUUCAAAAAGAAAGAUUUGUUUAGUAGCAAUGAUCCUUUUCUUCAAAUUUAUCUUGAUGAUAAAAGUCAAAAACAAAAAACUCAAGUAAAAUCUAAUACAAAUAAUCCACUGUGGAAUGAAAUAUUUUUUUUUAACCAUUUACGAGGACAAAAUAUUCUUCAUAUCGAUGUUUAUGAUAAAGAUUUCUUUAGCAAUGAUAAAAUUGGUUCAGUAGAAAUCAAUUUAGAAAAUUUAUAUGAAAAAGGUCAUAUUGAUAAUUGGUAUAAUCUUCCAUCGAAAUCUGGUGAAUCAUCUCAUGGUGAAAUUCAUCUUAUACUUGAUUAUCAACCAUUACAACAUUAA